Messenger RNA from Anolis sagrei ordinatus, 1677 nucleotides. It is a transcript of the gene IGFBP6, whose product is annotated as insulin like growth factor binding protein 6. Lineage: Eukaryota; Metazoa; Chordata; Lepidosauria; Squamata; Anolidae. Gene Ontology annotation, molecular function: insulin-like growth factor II binding; insulin-like growth factor I binding. Gene Ontology annotation, biological process: regulation of insulin-like growth factor receptor signaling pathway. Gene Ontology annotation, cellular component: extracellular region. The record is from RefSeq and is a predicted model, not a curated record.
UGCUGCUGCUGCUGCAUCCGCCGCGCGCCGCAAGGACUUCUCUCUCCUUUCCUGCCUCGCCAUGCUCGCGCUGCUCUUCUUCCUGCUGCUGCUGCUCCCCGUGGCCUCGACGGCUGCUUGCCCGCACCUUGCUGCUGCUUCUGCUGCUUCCCGGGGCUCUGGCUGCAAGGCGUCGUCCUCGUGCGCGGAGGGCAAGGGCUGUGCGGGGCUGGUGCGCGCGCCGGGGGAGCCGUGCGGCGUCUACACUCCGGGAUGCGCCCCGGGAUUGCGCUGCGUGCCGCGGCCGGGAGAGAGGACCCCGCUCCACGCCCUGCUCCGCGGACGGGGCCUCUGCUUAGAAGGAGCAGCAGCAGGCAGGAGGAACCGGACCCAGGAGCAGCACCAGCAGCAAGAACUCCACGCAGGUGAGAAUCAUGGAGCAAGUCACUUCACUCCAGAGCCACUUCGCUUGCAUAGCCAGGAUCCACUACAAGAGGCCUCUGUUGGUAAAGCCCAGCUAGAGCAGCUAUCCGUCAACAGCGAUGCCAAAGAGGACCUUGAUACGGCUCCUUGCCGAAUGCAUUUGGCUGCCAUCUUACAGGAGCUGAAGGCCCCCCUUUACCUGAAUGGUGAAGAUAUCUUCAUUCCCAACUGUGACACCAAAGGCUUCUACAGGCGGAAACAGUGCCUGGCAUCCAGAGGGCAGAAGAGGGGCCAGUGCUGGUGUGUGGACAAGCGAGGCCGCCGGCUGGAGGGACAGGACGAAAACCCGCUUUGCCUGCUUGCCAACAGUGACUGAGUGGGGUGGCGGAGAAGACGCACCGCACUCUAGUGACAGGGACUCUCUGACCAAGAGUAAUCUCUAUACUAGAAUGGUCACAGAAGUGUUUGUUUUUAACUUAUUGUGUGGCUGAUGCCUUGUUGGGCUCCUGCCUGCCCUAGUAUAACCUUGGAGCAGUUAUCCUGCCUGACAAACAGCCCACAAAAAAGGGAGAAGAGCCCUGAAUGGCUGCACCACAGCAAUAGCAGACAGGCGGCUUCAUUCUGACUGCAUGACUGAAGAUGCUUUAUUGUAUAAGCUAUUGGGUUGCACUGCAAAGAUGCACUGGCUGGUGGGCAAGCUAUUCUCUUUGGUAGACGUAGCAUGUAUUCCCAGUGCUAACCCUGCAGGCAAAUAAGACAGCUAAAUAUUGGGAGCGGUGUAUGUAUAGUUCUCAAGGGAGCAUUGCAGGUGAUUUUAUGAGGUGUGUGGUAAGGAUAAGGUAUAAGCUAAUGCCAGCCUGGAUGUAUUUAAGCACCUUUCGUAUUGAAGUAGUUGCAAUUCAGAACUGAAAAGGCUAGAUUGUGAAAAGAGACACUUUUAGAAAUGGAGACCAUGGUAUACUCAAGAGGGCUAAUAUGGAGGGGAGGGAAAUAAACCUAUUGAAGUGCCUCUGUAUUGCUGCCAAGACCCUACAUACAGGAAAGUCUCCUGGUCUCUUCACCCUUCCUCUCAAGCAGCUUAUGGGGAGAGCUACCUGGGUGGUGGGAAUCACUGAAGGAAGGGCUUGGCUUGCCUUCUCCACAGAGGAGCAGCACAUGAAGGAUCUCUCUCUUCUCUGCAACGUGCUUUAAUUUAACUUGUGUGUGUUGGAGGGGGUGCGUUUUGACUUUUGUAUGUCUCACUGUUAUUGGUUACAAUACAUUUGAUGACUAUAA